AUUGAAUUUACAUGAUCAUGUGACCAUACAAAAUGGCAGACGGACAGUAAUUUUUUUACACCAACAUAGGUUUAUGAACAUGGGCACUGAGUACAGAUGUCAGAAUAUUUCCUACCGUGAAUUAACAGAGCUUCCAAAAGACUUGAUUGACAGGACGGCAAAAUAUGUAGAGGAACUUGAUCUAACUGGAAACAGAAUCUCUGAUCUUAGAUUUCUGAUUGAGUAUCAAAGUCUAAAGUCGUUGGUGUUGGACCACAAUGCUGUAUCAUCGCACGUGAAAAUUGCAGACAUGCCCAAUCUCCAUACAUUGUGGGUUAAUCAUAACAGAAUUGACAACUUAAGUGUGUUUAUAUCAACACUGGCAAAGAAGUGUCCAAAUUUAAAGUUUUUAUCAAUGAUGAACAACAGAGCUGCACCUAGUUACUUCAAUAAUGGAACAUUCCAACAGUAUGUGGACUACAGAUAUUUUGUAAUAAGUAGAUUCCCAAAGCUUGAGGUGCUUGAUGAUAAAAAGAUUGACAGUUCUGAGAGAUCUGAGGCAGAAAGAAUAUACAAGCCUGUAAAGAAAAGAGUUAAACAGAAAACAUAAAACCAGCUAUGUGAACUAUGGGGAAAUUUACCCUUACUAAAAAAAACAUGGAUUUUAUCUGAAAUUGUGACACUUUGAGCCAUGACAUUGACCUUAUGAAGGUCAAACAUCAAGGUCAUCAUAUAAUGAUGAGUGAUUAACUAAGGAUGUGCAAUUAACUACAUUUAUGAUAUUAAUCUUAUUGCUUGAUCAGCAAAAAAAAAGUAUUUAUGCUGUUGAGAUAUGUUUUAUCUGUCAUUUUCAAAUACAUGUUAUACUUAAUUUUUGUCAGUGAGAUAUAUUCAAUAUCAUUCAUUGUAGUGAGGAUGUAACUGAACAUAAAAAAAUAUUUCACUUUAGUGUCAAAAAUUUAUUUUAUAUUUUACUGUUUUUUGUGGAAUGCUUGAAAAAAAUUGUUUUGCUUUGAUUUAGUAAGUACCUAUAU
Messenger RNA from Ruditapes philippinarum (Manila clam), 1013 nucleotides. Its product is annotated as leucine-rich melanocyte differentiation-associated protein-like. Gene Ontology annotation, molecular function: protein binding. The coding region runs from base 74 to 589 and encodes 171 amino acids. The record is from RefSeq and is a predicted model, not a curated record. NCBI's taxonomy places the organism in Eukaryota, Metazoa, Mollusca, Bivalvia, Venerida, Veneridae. The transcript has 6 exons.